Hevea brasiliensis (rubber tree) is the source of this 2172-nucleotide messenger RNA. RefSeq names its product protein FAR1-RELATED SEQUENCE 6. Gene Ontology annotation, biological process: regulation of DNA-templated transcription. NCBI's taxonomy places the organism in Eukaryota, Viridiplantae, Streptophyta, Magnoliopsida, Malpighiales, Euphorbiaceae. The record is from RefSeq and is a predicted model, not a curated record.
CAAAAAAAAAAAAAAAAAAAAAGUCACUAUAAAAAUGGAUUUUAUUACAAUCUCAAGAAGAUGUCAUCCAAAAGUGGCGUUCUCUUAGCCCUCUGGAAUUGGAAGCUUCCAUUCACACUCUGGCUUUCUGCGAAGGAGAUUAGCGUCCUCUUCAAUCAACUGACUCUACAGACUUGAUUACCUUCAAUCAAUAAUUUUCCAGACGGAUGAAGCGUCUCUCAACACUAAGCCAAUACGUGAUGAUGAUGAUGCUGAUGAAUUUGAGAUUGAAGGAGAUUGUGGAAUAACAGAAUAUGUUGGUCAAACUGGUGCAAUCCAGGGAGAGAAUCCAAUCCCUCCCGCAUUUGGAAUGGAAUUUGAGUCCUAAGAGGAUGUGUAUUACUUUUACAAUUGCUAUGCGAAGGAACAGGGAUUUGGGGUUAGAGUAAGUAAUACAUGGUAUAGAAAGAGUAAAGAGCGAUACAGAGGAAAGCUUAGCUGCAGUAGUGCAGGUUUCCAGAAGAAAAGUGAAGCGAUUUGGCCAAGACCUGAAACAAGAACUGGUUGUCCAGCAAUGAUAAAAUUCAGGUUGAUGGAAAACGAAAGGUGGAGAAUUAUUGAAGUUGAGCUUGAGCACAAUCACUUAAUUAGCCCGCAAGUGGAAAUAGGUGCUGGAACCAAAAGGACAUUGCAAUUAGAUGGUCCUGGUGAAGUGCAGAAAAUUAGGAUGUAUCGCACUGUGAUAAUAGAUUCUGAGGGCAAUAGAGUUGUAGAUGAUGAAGGUUGAUUUGGAAACCUUCUCCAUUCCAAUCAGUUGAAGCUUAGAGAGGGAGAUGCCCAAGCAGUUCAAGAUUUCUUUUGUCGCUUGCAGUUGAUGGAUCCCAACUUCUUUUAUGUGGUGGAUCUCAAUGAGAAAGGAUCUGAUGCAAGGUCAAGGGUUGCUUAUGGCUAUUUUAGUGACGGUGUUGCAAUUGACACUACAUGCUUGAAAGACAAAUUUGAAAUGCCACUGGUUUCAUUUAUUGGAGCAAAUCACCAUGGGCAUUCCAUGCUAUUGGGCUGUGGUUUGCUUGCAGGUGAGACUACUGAAUCAUAUAUAUGGUUGUUGAGAGCCUGGCUUACAUGUAUGUUAGGACAUACUCCACAAGCUGUCAUCACUGACCAUUGCAGAAAUUUGCAAACUGCUGUUGCUGAUGUUUUCCCAAGAGCUUCACAUUGCUUUCAUAUGUCUUGUAUCAUGCAAAGAUUUCCAGAGAAUCUGGGAGGUUUUUUUGAAUUUGAAGCAAUUAAAGAAGCAUGGAGUAGAAUAGUUUACUAUUUUCUGAGGCCUGAGGAAUUUGAAGCUGCUUGGGAGGAGACAGUCCAACAUCUCGGAAUCAGGGAUCAUAAAUGGAUCCAAACUUUAUAUGAAGAUAGGAAAAGGUGGGUUCCUGCUUAUGUGAAAGAGACAUUUUUGGCAGGCUUGUUUCCAUUCCAGCAAAAUGAGUUGUGCCUUCGAUUUUUGAAGGGUAUCUGGGUAAACAUGCUCCUCUAUGAUCAAGCUCUACAGAUGAAUCAUCAACUUGAAACCUUCGCAGAUAUGGAUUCAAGGAAUUCAACUUUAAUGCUGAAAUCUAGAUGUUAUUUUGAGCUGCAACUCUCAAAAUUGUACACAAAUGAAAUAUUUAAGAGGUUUGAAAAGAAGGUGGAGGGCAUGUAUGCUUGUUUUAGCACAAGAAAGAUAAGUAUUGAUGGGCCAUUAAUAACAUACAUAGUCAAAGAACAAGUUGAAGUUGAGGGUAACAGGCAGAAGACAGAGGACUUUGAUGUUAUGUACAAUGCAUCUGAAAUGGAUAUUCUGUGUGUUUGUGGUUUGUUCAACUUUAAGGGUUGUUUAUGUAGGCAUGCCCUAUGUUUCCCUAACCAAAACGGCUUGGAGGAGAUCCCAUCUGAAUACAUUCUUACAAGAUGGAGAAAAGAUGUAAAUAGAUCCUAUGUUCUUGACCACAGCUGCGGUGGUAUCGAUACUAAUCACCCAGUUCACAGGAUUGACAGGUCUUGAGCUCACAGACCUGACAUGGAAGUCCCAUUAACAAGAACAGAAGCAAGGAGAAAGAAAGGAAAGAAGGAGAAGAAGAUGCAAGAAAGAAGGGGGCAGGAAGAUUCGAGAAGACGAAAGAAGAGAGAUAUAUGUUGUAUUUUUUUAUUGAUUGC